AUGGAGAGCCAGGGCAGCCAGGAUGGCAUUGGCGGCGGCGGCGAUGAUCGUGGUGAUGAGGAUGGUACCGAUGAGCCCGGUUCCAGUGCGAGGUUCGACAGUUGGGUACAGGAGCGCAAUUGGACGCCAGACCGCGUCCGCCGCAUCAUCCAACGAGACAGCAAACGAUUAUUGGGCACCAUAUUGAACAUUAGUUCGUGGCGGCAGAUUGCCAUCGCCAUAUCCCGUCGAUAUUUGGACAAGGCAUUCAAGGAGUCAACGAUAGAUGGGGUCGAAGAAGACGACGACGGUGUGGACGAUAACCCGAUCGAUUUACAAGCCGGCCAUGGAACGCACGUGGCCGGCAUGGUAUACGCACGAGAGUUGCAGCAAGGGUUAUUCAGCACGGCCACGAUGCGCGAUAAGUUUCGUUUAGCCGUAGCGAUACGCCGAAAGCGGGAGCCAUUCGAGACGGAGCGGGAGUACCACCAGUUGCAGCGUUUCAGGCGAUUACAGCAGGUCGACAUUGCCGCCCGGUUGAGGGAGAUGAUAGGACCAGACGCCGCGUUCCGUGGCCAGCAAGAGACGGUGAUCCGGGCCAUCAUGCGGGGAGAGAGCCCGAUUGUGCAGAUCGCAGGCACGGGAGAAGGCAAAGAGCAUGUCGUUCAUGUUACCGGCGUAUUGUUCCAGCGACGACGGAGGGACAACCAUCGUCAUCGUGCCGUUGGUAGCAUUGCGAGAUGA
Fusarium keratoplasticum is the source of this 723-nucleotide messenger RNA. RefSeq lists its product as uncharacterized. The transcript has 2 exons. The record is from RefSeq and is a predicted model, not a curated record. Gene Ontology annotation, molecular function: serine-type endopeptidase activity. The coding region runs from base 1 to 723 and encodes 240 amino acids. Lineage: Eukaryota; Fungi; Ascomycota; Sordariomycetes; Hypocreales; Nectriaceae. Gene Ontology annotation, biological process: proteolysis.